Ostrea edulis (European flat oyster) is the source of this 2538-nucleotide messenger RNA. RefSeq lists its product as uncharacterized. The record is from RefSeq and is a predicted model, not a curated record. Gene Ontology annotation, molecular function: hydrolase activity, acting on carbon-nitrogen (but not peptide) bonds. Lineage: Eukaryota; Metazoa; Mollusca; Bivalvia; Ostreida; Ostreidae. The transcript has a single exon. The coding region runs from base 65 to 1963 and encodes 632 amino acids.
CUGAAUGCUUUCCCCGACGAUUCAAAGGCGAAGACAGUUCUCCUGGUAAACGGAGUUAAGUAACAUGAGGGCUGUGGCAUAUUUCCCUAUGUUGAUUUUGUUUGGAUUCGCAGCAGGAAAAAGCAUUUCUCUCUCUGAUAAACAUAAAUUAUUAAAGAGAAUUGAAUGUUUACUCGGUGCUGAGAAAGAAUGUCAACAGGAACCAAUGGAGCAACGCAGCUACAAUGCAAAAAAUACAAUUUACAUCAAUGGGAAAAUUUACACCGUCCAUGGCGAGCAUUGGGAUGAGACGCCAGCGGAAGCUCUCGUGGUGCAGGGCGGGACGAUUCGGUUUAUUGGAACUUCGGAUGAAGCGCUGCUAUACUUGACGUGUCAAAGUACGGUUUUGGACCUUCAGGGAUCCACUGUUCUUCCUGGAAUCCAUGAUGUCCAUAUUCAUCCAUUAGAAUCGGCUUUAGAGGUUGCUUCAACAUGUGCACUGGCGCCUAACACAGACCCUGAAGAGAUGAAGAACAUUUUCAGAACUUGCGCAAAACGACAGAUUGGAACGGAGUGGAUUUUAGGGGGAGGGCAUUCUAUCUCCAGUAUAUUGAGGCACAUUGACAAGGGUGGAAGACCUCCAAGGAAAAUAAUCGAUGAGAUUUUACCAAAUAUCCCGGUAGUAAUGUUGGAAGAAACCUCACAUUCAGUCUGGGUGAACACCGAGGCACUCCGAAGAGCUAAUAUCACGAAAGACACCAAGCCACGACCAGGCGGUGUUAUCAUGAGAGAACACAAUUCAAAUGAACCUAAUGGGAUUUUGUUCGAAGAUGAAGGUAUAUCAAUAAUGGAAUUUGCCUUGAAGCCAACUAAAGAGUUGGAGGAACUUAAUUAUGAUGGUCUAAUGCAUGGUCUUAAAAAAUUGAAUGCUAACGGCAUAACAUCAGUUUGUGACGCAAGAUUAUUCUGGGGUCGGAAUCACGACAAAGCAUGGGAUUUAGUAUGCAACGAAAACAAACUGACAGUUCGCGCCGUUCUUGGACUGUGGGCAUAUCCACAAAAGGAUGAUGACUAUCAGAUCCAAAAGCUGAAGGACAUGUACUCUCCGGAGAAUCCAAACUGCUUUCUCAAGAAAAACGAAAUAAAAGUGUACAUGGAUGGGCUAUUAGAUAGUACAACGGCUGCCAUGGAGGAACCGUAUGUGAAGAAUUUGCAUCUGCCGGGUAUACCUGACAACAGAGGCAUGAACAUUUUUGACCAAGCGCGUUUAACUAAAUAUGUAAGAGAACUUCAACUUUUUGCCGGACACAAGGGGUUCGAUUUUCAUAUACAUGCUAUCGGCGACCGUGGUGUACACCAAGCACUAAAUGCGUUCCGUGAUUCUCAACAUAACGGCACUCGUCACCGGAUGACUCAUCUGGAACAAGUUGACCCAUUGGACAUCGAUCGUUUCCGAGAUUUAAAUGUCAUUGCCGAUUUCCAAGUCGCCGGGAACUUUACUUUGCCGUCAAGCCGUGAUCACAUUGCAGAGUUAGUAGGCGACCAUAGAGCAUACAAUUUUAUCCCCGUGAAGAGUAUAUACGACACCGGUGCCAUGGUGACGUUGAGCAGUGAUUGGGAUGUCAGCGAUCUUAAUCCAUUCAUUGGUCUCCAACAUGCCAUUUCUAGAGAGCACCAGUCCAUCAGCAUCAAAUCAGCUAUAGAAAUGUACACCAUCAAUGCAGCGUAUGCGAUGAGGCAGGAACAAAGUGUUGGAUCUCUUCAAGUAGGAAAAGAUGCAGACUUGGUCGUCAUCGACAAAGACAUAUUGGACCCCACUAAUGCAGGUUCUAUCUACAAAGCCAAGGUCCUUCAGACUGUACUGGAGGGAGAGGAAGUUUUUUGGGAAGAAAAUGGCAACCGCAUAAAAGAAACCACGUGCACUCAUCUCUAUUCCACUUUCUAUUACGGAGAAUGUUACGACAUGUUUGAAAGAUGUAGUUGAUUUAGCUAAUAUGAAAUUUCUCCCUAACAUAUUAAGGAGUCUGUGGGGGGGGGGGGGGGGGGGGGGGUACACUUCCUGAAUAAACUGUAUUUUAGUUUUGUAUUAGAAUUGAUCAUUUACAGCAACAGUACCCUAGUGAAUUUUGAAGAUCAUUUGAUUAUCAUUGGACGUGUACCUGUAUUUCGGUUGUUUGCUGGUUCUUCUAAUGAUUAGGUGUGAUAAUGUUGUUACAAUGCAGUGUAGCUGAUUGAUAUGCUUGCUUCUACACGGAAGUCUUUAAUUAUGUUUGAAUAAUGUUUCGCUGUUAAUUAUAGAGUAUGGGACGUACCCUUUCCUCCAGCCUCGUUUAUCUAAAUGUGAUGUAUCAUUAUUGUAUUCCAAUUUCCAUAAUCGUAGUUUAUGCACGAACGUAAUGUAGUAUAUAUUAUAUUUUUAACGUUCCACUCUAAACCUGCACGAGCGCUGUUUUCUGCUUUCUUUACCAUGAUUGUGUCAAUAUGCUUGCAUAAUCGAUUAUAGUAAUUGUACAUUUUACAAAUCACGACGUUCAAAAUAAAUUUUAAUUUUGCAAAUCA